UGCUGUGUUCUGGCCUUCGGACGGAUCGCCGUGGACGCCAUGAUCGUUCUCUCCCAGGCUAGGUUCUGCAUCAGCUACCUCAUCUUCAUUGCCAACAGUCUGGCGUACGUUUCCAACAGCUCGCCCUCGAUUCCGAUUUUGGGUUUAACUCCCAAAUCGCUCUACAUCUGGGGUUGCUUUCCAUUUCAACUGGGGUUGAAUUCGAUUCCCACGCUGACUCACUUAGCUCCCUUGAGUAUUUUCGCGGAUGUGGUCAAGAUCGGAGCCAUGGGCGUGGUUAUGGUGGAAGAUGUAUUGAUUUUUCUGAAGCAAAGGCCUGCCCUGUGGGCUUUUGGGGGUUUCUCUGUUUUCUUCUAUGGUCUGGGCGUUGCUGUCUACGCCUUUGAAGGAAUCGGCAUGGUCUUGCCAUUAGAAUCAGAGGCUAAAGACAAAGACAAAUUCGGAAAAGUUCUCGCCCUGUCCAUGGCCUUCAUUUCUGUGAUGUACGGAGGGUUCGACACUUUAGGCUACUUCGCAUUCGGGGAAGAAACCAAAGACAUUAUCACCACCAAUCUGGGACAAGGUCCGCUGAGCAUCAUGGUUCAAUUGGAUCUCUGUGUGAACCUCUUCUUCACUUUUCCUCUCAUGAUGAACCCCGUCUAUGAAGUGAUGGAGAGACGGUUCCGUGAUGGCGCCUACUGCCUCUGGCUGAGAUGGGUGGCGGUGCUGGGGGUGAUCCUGGUGGCUCUGAUGGUCCCCAAUUUCGCAGACUUCUUAUCUCUAGUGGGCAGCAGUGUGUGUUGUGUUCUAGCCUUUGUGUUGCCCUCUUUGUUUCAUCUGAUAGUCUUCAAGGAUCAGUUGAGGAAAGACAUGGCCUUGGAUGUGGCCAUUCUGGUUCUUGGACUGGUUUUUGGAGUCUCUGGAACCUGGUCUUCUCUUUCGGAAAUCGUCUCGCCCAGUGCCUGA
Messenger RNA from Vitis riparia (riverbank grape), 945 nucleotides. RefSeq names its product amino acid transporter AVT3B-like. Gene Ontology annotation, biological process: amino acid transmembrane transport. Gene Ontology annotation, cellular component: vacuolar membrane. Gene Ontology annotation, molecular function: amino acid transmembrane transporter activity. The annotation marks the transcript as partial. The record is from RefSeq and is a predicted model, not a curated record. The transcript has a single exon. NCBI's taxonomy places the organism in Eukaryota, Viridiplantae, Streptophyta, Magnoliopsida, Vitales, Vitaceae.